AACGUUGAUAAGUACUUAUGAUUAGAUCAUAUUUCUGUUCUGUUCACAUUUCAAAGGUGAUAAGAAGAGACUGCCGGAUCGUAAGUUGCUCAUAACUGAUUGUUACUGAGAAAUCAGAACAUAUUUGCCGUCGGUUUAUAAAAAGCACAGUAACUCUUUGAUGUUCUCUACCAAUUAAAAAAUAAAAAUGACUGAUCUUGUGUUAGUAAUUGGAAGUGGAGCAAGAGAACAUGCUUUAGCUUGGAAACUGUCUCAAUCACCAUUAAUCAAGCAUGUUUAUGUUUCACCUGGGAAUGCUGGUACACAUACAACUAGUAAAUUUUCCAAUUGUGAUGUUGAUGUAAGAGAUCAUGCUGAAGUUGUUCUCUGGUGCAGAACAAAAAAUAUCAAACUUGUAGUUGUUGGACCUGAAGAUCCCUUGGCCAAAGGUCUUGCAGAUCAUUUAAAAGAGGCUGAUAUUGAUUGUUUUGGACCAUGCCAAAAAGCAGCUCAAAUCGAAGCCAGCAAAGAAUUUGCUAAAUUUUUUAUGGACAAAUAUGAGAUUCCUACAGCUCGGUGGAAAUCAUUCAAAUCUGCUAAGGAAGCCCAAGAUCAUAUUUUAAAUGCACCAUAUGAUGCUUUAGUGGUGAAGGCAAGUGGAUUAGCUGCUGGUAAAGGUGUCAUUGUUGGCAAAAAUAAAGAAGAUGCAAUCAAAGCAGUUGAAACUUUGAAACAAGAUAAAGGCUUAUCAUCUGCUAGUGAUAUCAUUGUUGUUGAAGAAUUACUGACAGGUGAGGAAGUUUCUGUUCUGUGCUUCAGUGAUGGUACCAAUAUUGCUGUUAUGCCACCAGCCCAAGAUCACAAACGCUUACUCGAUGGAGAUGAAGGACCUAAUACUGGAGGAAUGGGAGCUUAUUGCAGAUGCCCUCUUGUAUCUGGUCCUGAUCUCAAAUUUAUCCAAGAGAAAAUAUUGCAAAGAGCUAUUGAUGGUAUGAAAAAGGAAAAUUCUCCAUAUGUUGGUGUGUUAUAUGCAGGUUUAAUGCUAACUAAGGAUGGACCAAAAGUCUUAGAAUUCAAUUGUAGAUUUGGAGAUCCUGAAACCCAGGUCAUUCUACCUCUUCUGGAAACUGAUUUAUAUUCUAUAAUGACAGCUUGUGUUAAAGGUCAGCUACAUAACAUUCCUGUUCAGUGGAAUGAAAAGCAACAUGCAGUUGGUGUUGUAUUAGCCAGUGGUGGAUAUCCUGGAAACUAUGAAAAAGGAAAACUUGUUAAAGGUUGUGAAAAAUUGACUGAAGAUUGUUUUGUCGUAUUCCAUGCUGGAACUUCUUGCAAAUCUGGAUCCAUAUUUACAUCUGGUGGACGAGUUUUGACUGUUGUUGCUGUAUGUGAUUCUCUGAAAGAUGCUGCAGCAAAAGCAAUACAGGGUGCAGAAACAAUACACUUUGAAGGAGCAUUUUUUCGUAGGGAUAUUGCGAAAAAGGGAUUGCAAAAAUUACAAUCUAAAGGUAUGACUUAUAAAGCUUCAGGAGUUGACAUUGAAUCUGCUGAUGAUUUAGUGGAUAAAAUUAAAAAGUUAACAAAGAAAACAUUAAGGAAAGAAGUUCGUGGUGGAAUUGGAGGCUUUGGUGGAAUAUUUGAACUUUCAAGCUAUGUAGAUCCACUUCUUAUUUCAAAAGUUGGAUGUGUAGGAGAAAAAUUAAUGGUUGCUCAAGAAUGUCAAAGAUAUGAGGUCAUAGGUAAUGAUCUUGUUGCUAGUGCUGUGAAUGAAAUUUUAUGCUAUGGAGCUGAACCUCUAUUCUUUUUGGAUACUUUUACUUGUGGAAAAUUGAAUGUAGAAAUUGCUGCUGAUGUGAUUACUGGUAUAGCUAAAGGAUGUUUGGAAGCCCACUGUACUUUAAUUGGUGGUGAAACUGCUGAAAUGCCAGGAAUGUAUUUUCAAUCUGAUUUUGAUUUAACAUCAUUUGCCAGAGGUGCAGUUGAAAGAUCUCGCUUACUACCAAGAAAAAAAGAUUUUGAUGAUGAGGACGUUGUCAUUGGUCUUCUUUCUUCUAAUCUUAACUCCAAUGGUAUUAAAAUUGUAAGAAGGCUUUUGUCAAAACUGAAUGUAUCUUACAGUGAUGCAACUCCAUAUGAUAGCGAGUGUUCCUUCCAAGAUGCUUUAUUAUCACCUCAAAAUAUAUAUGUUGAUGCAAUCCUUCCAUUAAUUAGAAAGAAUUAUAUUAAAUCUGCCACAUACAUCAAUAGAGGAGGCUUGGCUGAACAUCUUGAAAAAAUUGUACCCACAGGAUAUGAAAUCAUUAUUGAUGGAACCAGUUGGUCAUUACCUCCAAUUUUCAGUUGGAUUUCUAAAAAUGCAGGUUUGGCAAAACAAGAUCUACUAAAGCAUUUAAAUGCUGGAAUAGAUAUGAUUUUAAUUGUGGACAAGUAUGAUGCAGGAGAAGUUCUUACUCAUAUUGAAUCCUGUGGCAAAAUAGCCGCACCUAUAGGCUUAAUUAGAUCUCUUGAUAAUGGUUCAGAGUGUGUACAAACUGUAAAUAUUUUUGAUGAUUGCCAAUUGCCAUUGCAAAAGAAGAAAGUUGGUGUUCUUACAUCAGAUAAAGGAACAACUUUGAAAUCCCUUAUUAACUAUACUCAAAGCCCUGAAAACUUAAGUAGUUAUGAAAUUGCUGUUAUACUAUCUACAGACAAUGGUCAUAAUCUUCAAAUUGCUAGAACUGCUGGUAUUCCUGCUGAAGUAAUAGAUUCCAACACAUCUAUAAUCGAAAUUUUGAAAUCUCAUAAAGUGGAUAUUGUUUGUCUCGAUAAUUUUACAAGGGAACUCCCAAAGGAUCUUCUUAAUGAAUGGAAAGAAAAAGUUUUAAAUAUUCAUCCAUCUCUUCUGCCAUCAUUUAAAUGCAAUAAUCCUCAUGAAGAAGCAUUGGAACUUGGUGUGAAACUAACUGGUUGCACUGUAUAUCUUCCAGGGGCUGAUGAAUCAAAUGAUACAAUAUUUGAUCAAUCUGCUGUUGUUGUGGAAACUAAUGAUACUGUUGAAACUUUACAUAAAAAAGUAUCCUGCUUGCAGAAUUACUUAUAUCCUAAAGCAGUUGAACUAUUUGCUUCAAAAGAUCAUUUGACAACAUCUGAUUUGCAUUUGAUACAUACAGGAAAUAGCUCCCUAAAUUCUGACGAGGAGUUGAAACUUAAUAAAUCUGUGCAGGCCUCAGUACGAAGUACUAAACGCCCUGGUUUUGUGGAAUCUGAAGAACCAUCUUGUGGAAUCUUUGAUCUGAAAGCUUCAGGUUAUCAGCAUCCUUACCUCAUUUCUGGAACUGAUGGUGUUGGAACAAAAUUAAAAAUCGCUCAAGUAUGCAACAAACAUGAUACAAUUGGAAUUGAUUUGGUAGCAAUGUGUGUAAAUGACAUAUUAACACAUGGAGCUGAACCACUGUUCUUUUUGGAAUCAUUUGAUUGUGGCCAAAUAAAUCCUAAGACUGUGGAAAAAGUUGUCUCUGGAAUUGCUGAAGGUUGUAGACAAGCAAAUUGUGCUUUGAUUGGUACUGAAGUAAAUGAAAUGCCUGAUAUUUAUCUCAAUCCUAAAGAAAGUCUGUGUGAUUUUGAAAAGUAUGAUGUUGUAGGCUAUGCAGAAGGUGCACUGGAAAAGAAAUGCCUGCUGCCUCGUAUAAGUGAAAUUAAACCAGGUGAUGUGGUCAUUGGUCUUUCAUCAUCAGGUGUUCACAGCAAUGGUUACAGUUUAGUAAGAAAACUUGUGAAAGCCAAAAAUUAUACCUAUCAAGAUCCAUUUCCACUUGAUAAAACAAAAACUCUGCAAGAUGUGUUGUUAGAACCAACAAAAAUAUAUGUAAGAUCUGUAUUGCCUCUGAUCAGAAAAGGUUAUGUUAAAGCAGCAGCUCAUAUAACUGGUGGAGGUUUAACCCUAAACAUUAACAGAGUCUUGCCUCCUCAUUUGAAAGUGGUAUUGGAUGGCAGUAAAUGGAAUAUGCCUCUCGUUCUGCAAUGGAUUGCUGACGAAGGCCAGAUGUCUGAAGAAGAAAUGUUACAGACUUUCAACUGUGGCUUAGGUAUGGUCUUAAUUGCUGAUCAGUCAUAUGAAAAACAAAUUUUGGAAGCUUUGAAAGAAGCUGGAGAGACUGCAAGCAAUGUUGGAAGUGUUGACAACCUUGAAAAAGGAAAAGAUAUUGUUGAAGUUAAGAAUUUCAAGUUACCUGUAUCAUCUAUUUUGAAACAGAAGAAGAAAGUUGGAGUACUAAUAUCUGGUUCUGGAACAAAUUUGCAAGCCCUGAUAGAUUAUACACAAGAUCCAAACAAUUGCAGCUCUGCUGAGAUUGUAUUGGUUUUAUCAAAUGUAGCUGAUGUAGAGGGCCUAAAUCGAGCAAGCAGAGCAGGAAUUCCAACCAGGGUUUUGAGUCACAAAAAUUACAAAAAAAGAGUUGAAUUUGAUAUGGCUGUUCAUGCAAUUCUGAAAGAAUGUGGAGUCGAAAUUGUUUGCUUAGCUGGUUUCAUGAGGAUUUUGUCUAAGGAGUUCUGCCAGUUAUGGCAGGGAAGACUGCUGAAUGUGCAUCCAGCUAUUUUACCAUCUUUCAAAGGAGUUAAUGCACACAAACUAGCAUUAGAAGCUGGGGCAAAAAUUACAGGGUGUACAGUGCAUUUUGUUGAGCCUGAAGUUGAUGCUGGUGCUAUAAUUCAACAAGCUUCAGUACGUGUUGAACCUGGAGAUGAUGAAAAAAGUUUACAAGAAAAAGUAAAAAAGCUGGAACAUCAAAUAUUUCCUACAUCCCUGGAAUUAUUAGCAAGUGGGAAAAUUUCUAGAGAUUUAAAUGGAAAGUUGAAAUGGCAUGUUUAAAUGGUUAAUGAUUAGCAAUUUUAGCAUGUUUGCCAUUAAAAAUGAUUUUACACUGAUAAUGAAAAAAACAUUUUUAAAAAUUAAUUUUUCUAAAAUUUUAUUAAGAAAAAUUUCUAAUUCAGUUGUAUUAAGCAAUUUUUAAAAAUGGUUACCAUUGAGAAUGGCAUGUCUAAUAUGGUUUUCUUAGAGGAAAAUUUCAUUUAGAAAUUAUAAAUAUUUAUAAGACAUAUAAGAACAUAUGUUUUACUUAAUC
Molecule: messenger RNA, 5075 nt
Organism: Argiope bruennichi
Lineage: Eukaryota; Metazoa; Arthropoda; Arachnida; Araneae; Araneidae
Gene: Gart
Product: trifunctional purine biosynthetic protein adenosine-3-like
Exons: 24
Coding region: 188-4822 (1544 amino acids)
Biological process (GO): adenine biosynthetic process; 'de novo' IMP biosynthetic process
Cellular component (GO): cytosol
Molecular function (GO): phosphoribosylglycinamide formyltransferase activity; phosphoribosylamine-glycine ligase activity; ATP binding
Source: RefSeq, a predicted model, not a curated record